This is a messenger RNA of Magallana angulata, 672 nucleotides long. RefSeq lists its product as uncharacterized. Lineage: Eukaryota; Metazoa; Mollusca; Bivalvia; Ostreida; Ostreidae. The record is from RefSeq and is a predicted model, not a curated record. The coding region runs from base 181 to 672 and encodes 163 amino acids. The transcript has 5 exons.
CGUCAUAACUGCCACACUCUUGGAUCAGAUUUCUGCAGUUAAUGAGAAUGAACUAAGUAUCAAGUAUUAGUAUAUAAAGUACCAUCGAUAUUCUAAUUACUCGUUUAUUUAGAUGCGACAAAGCAGUAACAGCAAGAAACUCACGAAUAUAUAAAUUGCAUUUCACCUGUACAUCUAAAGAUGACAUUAAACGGUAUUACAAUGGGCCUUAUCGCAGAGGUUUUGUUGCUUGUCACGGCGGUAGCCAUUGCAGGAACAGUUCAAUCUCAAAAUAGCAAUGUUGAAAGACAAAAUCGAUCCGGAAACGAACUGGUAUUUUAUUUAAUGGAACAACUGUACGACAUGAAGCCCAAAAUAGAGACGAUGAAAACAAAAAUCAAAGACAUGGAAGCUCAUAUAGCUACCCAAAAGAAACAGAUAGAGACUCUACAGAAUCGUAAAACUAUGAAAUGUGAAUCGGGGGUCGUUGAAAAAUACGCCAACCCUCCUCCAAGCUGGCCUUAUAUACAGAGCGUUCAAUUCCAAUCUCAUUUUGAGGAGAGGCCGACCUUAACGUACGGUCUGUAUUUUCUGGAUUCCGAUCGCAGUAUAUCUCCGGGUAAUAACGGAAAUGACCAAUGUUACCAUAACUGGAUUCCGGAUGAAACUUACCUCAUAGUUAUAUGGAGCUAA